UGCAAUGGGUUCCUAACCCGUGGCUGACGUUUAAACAAUUUUUUUAUUUUUAAGAAGUAGAAGUUGUACAUUUUUAUAGUAUUAAGUGUAAUAAUCGUGUUAAUUUUUAUCCUUUUUUUAUUUAAUAUCGUUCAUGAUUAAGAAAUAAUGUCAUUCGAAUACCUACCUGUGGCCGAAGACGAAAAUGAAGAACCCAUAGAACUUCCUAUAGAAGAGGAUGGGACAUUGAUGUUAACAACAGUGUCUGCGCAGUUUCCUGGAUGUUGCGGACUAAAAUAUCGUCAUCCUGACACCAAGAAUAUAAGAGGUAUUAGGCUAAGAGACGGCCGACUUUACCCUCCACCAGAAGGAUGGGGUAAUCACUUGUACGUUUGUAGCUUCCCGAAAGAAAAUAAACGGAAACCGGGUGAAAUUUCUGAUGCCGCUAAGAACAAACGGAAUGAUAAUCUGUGUUCUGACUUAAUAGUUCUGGGCUUGCCAUGGAAAGCAACCGAGCAAACUGUAAGAGAAUAUUUUGAAAAAUUUGGAGAAGUGUUAAUGGCCCAACUUAAACGAGAUCCCAAAACUGGUAUGUCAAAGGGGUUUGCUUUUAUUCGAUUUGCAUCUUAUGCUUCUCAAAUGAGAGUGUUAGCCCAAAGGCAUAUGAUUGAUGGCAGGUGGUGUGAUGUGCGAAUACCAAAUUCAAAAGAAGGCUCUGUAACAUCUAUGCCUUGUAAAGUGUUUGUUGGCCGUUGUACUGAAGAUUUGACAGCUAAUGACUUAAGAGAAUACUUCUCCCAGUUUGGAGAGGUAACUGAUGUUUUUAUUCCUAAGCCGUUUAGAGCCUUCAGUUUUAUAACAUUUUUAGACCCAGAAGUAGCACAAAGCCUUUGCGGUCAAGAUCAUAUUAUAAAGGGUGUUUCUGUCAAUGUAUCCAAUGCAUCACCAAAGCAAAAUAAGAGUGGGUCUAUUCAACGAAACCUACCUAACCGAAGUUAUGAAGAAGGGCACCCACACAAUGCUUCUAAUAACAACUCUUGGAAUAAUCGUAACAUGGACAUGGUCAAUAUGCAAGCUUUAGGCUUAUCCGGUCAACAUGGUCAAACUGCAGUUGCCGGCGGUGGUGGACAAGCCCAAGGUGGCAACAUGCCUUUGGGCAUGGGAGGCCUACCAGUAAACCAGGCACUGGUGGCGGCGGCUCUAAAUCAAGCAGGCUGGGGGCUGAUAAACAACAUCCCAUCGGGAGGUUCAGAGCAAGGAGCAUUUGCAGGGCCUGCAUCCUCCGCUCCACCCGGUCCACCUAACUUCCUGUCAUGGAUGCAACAAGGUAAUUCUGCACAGGGACCUUCUAGUCAGUGGGGACAGAGGCACCAAUCCCAAGGUCACUCAGUUUGAUCCAGUGUCUAAUUUGAUAAGCUCACAUAAUCUCUGUGAUUGUAGCCAGAAUUAGAUAAUUAUUAUUUGUCUUCAUCUGAAAUAUAAAUGGGUUGUUCUGUUGAUAGAAGCAGUGGCACACCUGUGGGUAGCCGCUCAUGUUAUUUAAUUUAUUAUGGAAUUGCUUGUGUUUUGUUGUUUUUCUUGAGUCCUUUAUUUUUACAAAAAUGAGUAGCUGAUGAAUCAGGUAUACACUUUAAACAGUAGAUAGAUUGUGACAGUAAAUAAUAUAGUUAAAUAAUUGUUCAUGUGCUUCUUUUCUUCCUAAUUGUAUUAAUUUGUGUUUAACAUACUAACAAAGAAUUAUAGAGAUAAAUAUAAAUAAAUAAUGCUGGUCGGGACUAUCUGAAAUGGUUUGUAACAAAAAUCAUGUUAGUAUCAAUUCAUUACCAUUUUGAGUUAUUAUUAAUUUCAUUGUUGACUCAUGAAAAUAGAUUGCUAUUUUGUGAAGUCUUUUGUUUUUAUGAAUUGAGAGUAUAUAUGUAUAGUAUUUUAUUUAUUAUAGUAGGACUCAGUUUUGCUUUUGGUGACAUUUGAUUUUGUAGCAUGUUUCAAUAAAGAGCAGAUGUGUAAGUACCUAUCAUAGGUUAAGUGUAUUGUGCUUUUGUACAUUAAUAGGUAUAUGUUUUUACAACAGACUGUUGAGAGUUCAUACUUGUAUAAUAAACAUAGAGAUCUAUCGAUUGUUAUCAUUGUUUAACAAAUAAUGUUGAUUAUUAUAAAUUUAUUAUGUAUGUUUCCUCGGUACAUGUACAUGGCUAUAAUUGAGGACAAAUGUCUAUUUUUGACUAAAUAAAUGGCUAGAAUAUUUUUGUGACUAUGAAAUAUGGGAAUUGUUCUUUGAAUGGGUACCUAGAUGUAAUGUUAGAAAACACACUGGUGCAAAAACAUUGUAUAUGUAAAUUUUAAGGCAGAAAUAUAGAUGGUUGUACAAAUGACAAGACUGUAAAUAUUGUUGAAAACAUACAACACCAUAUAGAUUUAUUAAAAUGUUUUGUCUACAAUGUACUAUUCAAACUAGUAGCAUUGCAUGAAUAGUGUCAGACUGUAUGGGUAGUGUUGAAUAAUCUGUGGCAUAAUUUGGCAUUAUUCUUCGAUGAUUACGCAAUAUCUGGAAGAUUACAUUGCCUCAAUAAUAAUUGAAAAUGUUGCUACAAUACCUUACUGGGAUGUUAUCUAUACUUCCUAUUAUUAAUAUGCUCUACUUAGGUAGAUUACUAUAUUUUGGUUUUGUUUUGAAAAAUACAUAAAAAUCAAUCAGUUAAUAUAACAAACAAGAUUUAACUCCAAUAUAACAAUCCGGAAUAUUGUAUUUUUUAAAGUAUCACAAUAUUUGGAUAUGUUUGGUGUCAUGCAUUCUGUGAAUUUUUGUCUGAUCUUAUUUAAGCCUUCAGGUAACAACAGGUACCUAUUCUUGUGAAAACAUUUAAGGACCUUAUGAUGUUAUAGUUUAAUUCGACAUUGUCGAUUUUCUUUGCUGGCUUUUAUAGUUUUCGCUUGGUUUUGUUUGUGUUAUUAACUAAUUUUAAUGUGGGUCAAUAUUUGUUUGGUUCUCUUAGAAUAAUAACAUGUAUGAUUGCUGUUUAUUACAUAACGCUAGUUAACCAUCCAUCCAUUUUUCCAUCCAAUUGAGCAAUCUGAUAUACCAUGAAUCCACUUGCUUCUCUCAAUCUCAUGAAUUUUACAUUGAUUUUAAAAAAAUAAUAUGUGAAAGUUCAUUUUUUUUUUUUUUAUUAUGUAAAUUGCUUUCUGUGUGUU
This is a messenger RNA of Papilio machaon (common yellow swallowtail), 3171 nucleotides long. RefSeq names its product TAR DNA-binding protein 43-like. Bases 148 to 1374 code for a protein of 408 amino acids. The transcript has a single exon. Gene Ontology annotation, cellular component: nucleoplasm. The record is from RefSeq and is a predicted model, not a curated record. Gene Ontology annotation, biological process: regulation of gene expression. Gene Ontology annotation, molecular function: RNA binding. NCBI's taxonomy places the organism in Eukaryota, Metazoa, Arthropoda, Insecta, Lepidoptera, Papilionidae.